CAAUCAAACGUUCUUGUGCGUCAUUUCCGUUGUCAGGUGGUGCUGUCGCUGUGGAAAGAUGCGAUCAGCGAGAAGCGGAGGCUUUUCCUUAAUUGCUCAUUUCAGUAAUAGAGGCUAAACAACGCGAAACUAAAACCCCCGAAGCUUCUCCCGGUUGAGAGAGAAGCUCCGUACACCCACCACAGAGUUCGCCUGAGAAAUGUUGAUAUUUUAAGAGGACAACGCAGAUCUUAGCCGGCGGUUUUGGCUUUGAGAGCUCCAGUAUGUCCAAACGGCGCUCGUCAGAGAGGGGGGCUGGAGAGACAUCAGGCAGGGCCAGCAAGCUGCAGUGUCCUGGGAUAUCUGGCAGUAACGCCAAGAGAGCCGGCCCCUUCAUCCUCGGACCUCGCCUGGGCAACUCGCCAGUACCGAGUAUAGUCCAGUGUUUGGCCAGGAAAGAUGGCACAGAUGACUUCUAUCAACUUAAAAUCCUGACGCUGGAGGAGCGAGUGGACUCUGCGGGGGAAACCCAGGAGGAGCGGCAGGGGAAGAUGCUGCUGCAUACAGAAUACUCUCUCCUUUCUCUGCUGCACAACCAGGAUGGUGUGGUUCACCAUCAUGGCCUUUUUCAGGAUCGCGCCUAUGAAAUAGUAGAGGACAUGGAAGCCAACAAAGUUCGUAAGAUGAAGAAGCGGAUCUGCCUCGUCCUGGACUGCCUCUGCGCUCACGAUUUCAGUGACAAGACGGCAGAUCUAAUAAACCUCCAGCAUUAUGUCAUAAAGGAGAAGAGACUGAGCGAGCGUGAAGCUAUUGUCAUUUUCUACGAUGUUGUGCGUGUGGUGGAGGCCCUCCAUAAGAAAAACAUUGUGCAUAGAGACCUCAAGCUGGGAAAUAUGGUGCUGAACAAACGGACACACCGCAUUACCAUCACUAACUUCUGCCUGGGAAAGCAUCUGGUGAGUGAGGAUGACCUGCUGAAAGACCAGAGAGGCAGCCCAGCCUACAUUAGUCCUGAUGUAUUAAGUGGUCGCCCAUACCGCGGUAAACCCAGCGACAUGUGGGCCCUCGGCGUUGUCUUGUUCACCAUGCUGUAUGGCCAGUUCCCUUUUUAUGACAGCAUACCUCAAGAACUCUUCCGCAAAAUCAAGGCUGCAGAGUACUCUAUUCCAGAAGACGGUCGUGUGUCUGAGAACACGGUGUGCCUCAUUCGAAAGCUGCUCGUGCUGGACCCUCAGCAGAGGCUGGCUGCAGGAGAAGUGCUAGAGUCACUCAGUGCCAUUAUUGCUUCAUGGCAGUCGGUUUCAUCGAUGAGUGGCCCUCUACAGGUAGUUCCAGAUAUUGACGAUCAGGUCAAUAACCAAGAACAUUUACAGGAGGCCAAGGCAAUUGAAGAGUCUUCGCAGUACGAAUUUGAGAACUACAUGCGCCAGCAGCUGCUGCUGGCUGAAGAGAAGAACACUAUUCAUGAAGCCAAGAGCUUUCUCACCAAGCGGCAGUUUGGCAACAUCCCACCUGUCAGACGUUUGGGUCACGAUGCCCAACCGGUCAGUCCAUUCGACGCUACUGCCCUUGCUCAACGAUUCCUCCGGAAAUAACCCUCAACCAGCCACAUCAACCUCUUGCGCCUCCCUGGGAACUAAAUACACCCAUGGAGACCAGAGAGAACUUGGGAGAAAAAUUCCCAAAACUGAACUGGCACACAGGAAGACCUUCCUGAGCCGGCAAGCAGACAGAUGCAUACUGGGGUUUUAGUAAGCUAAGUGGAGCAGGCGCAUAGUCGGGUACCAGAGCAGAUUCACAUCUCAGAGCUUCACUUUCCCAGUCUGGAUCAUCUCUGGCCUGGACACGGAACUCCCGACUCAAAGGUUCUUUGCUCACUUGUUAGUCACUGUGCAUCAAACUCGUCGGCAUGGUGUGUCGCGGUGCUGAUGAGGUUCUGCCUGCAGUGUUGAAGAAACUAUUAACCCCUGAUUCCUCUUCCUUGCACCUCUACAACUUCCCCAUCCAUUCUGGCUUCCCUGAGCAAUACAGGUCCAGAAUCAUGUAGCAACCCCCCCUCUUUUCACCAUGGUUUGGAAUUUCCUCAAGUCCAGUCACUUGAUCACAGAUGUCAUUCAUGUAUACCUCCAUUCCACCUUCCCUUUCUCUCCUUCUCUCCCUCUCUCUCUCUUUGAUUUUUUUUCCUGCAUUGUUCAAACCAUAACUCUUCAAAUCAAUCUACCUCUCCGUCUCUGUCUGUCUGUUUCUAAACCAUACUCGCAGUUCUGAGGCAAGGGAUUGUAACAACCGAGUCUCAACCCACCAGUGGCAUAAAGCAUUAAUGUUUUCAGUUGGAGUGAAACUGCUUUAAAACCGUUGUAGGCGGUUUCUAAAAAAUCUGAAUAAGCUUUGUAUUAUUUACCUGAAUAAGUAGCAUUUUAUCUCAGUAGUUUCAUUGAAGAAAGAUUUGUAUAUCAAAGCUUACGUUGAAAUUCACACUCUGCAUCGUCUCCUGCUUCUUUCUCAUCCCUGUGGACAUCUUUUUAGCACCUCGGCAGCUAUUGUGAGGUACCUGGGAGUCCCAAUGCCAAGAACUAAAUGAGGCCAAGUUAUAUUGAUGAUGGUAACUCUUCCUCAGUGCUGCCACAAUGACUAUCCGGCACCGUCACGUUUCCGUUGCCAAAAACCCUGUCUUAAAUUUUUUUCUUAGCCAAGGAAACUGGUACUUUCAGACUCAUUUAGAAUUGUUUGACUUCCAGGUAGCUUCCCUAUGUCUUCUUAUCAAAACCAAUCAUGGGAAAAGUUUUUUUUUUUUUUUUUGUCUCUGUGUGAAUGUGAACAGUCAUUUCUUCACUUUGAUGAAUCUGCAGUAUCUGGAAGUGUGCAUGCUGUGUGUGUAGGCUGGGGCCAGACAAACAAGGGUGUAUGAAGCUGAAACUCUCUGACCCUUUAAGCUAUCCUCCACUUAUUGUUGUGUCCUGUUAUCUGGCCUGCCUCUAUGGCAGACACUGUGAAACACAGACCAGGCUCUGCUGAGGUAGGGCUUGACUGAAUGUUUUUUUUUUUUUGUUUGUUUGUUUGUUUUUUUUUUUUUGUUUGUUUGUUUGUUUUUUUGGAGAGGGGGGAAUGACGUGAAUGCUUUAAGAUUGAAAAAGAUCAUAUACAUCUCCUUUCAGACGUAUUAUUACCCCUUUUUCACACAAAAUCUACACACUUUAAUAUAUUUCAUUGGUUUUUAUAUGCUAAGCCAACACAAAGCAGUUCUUCGUUGUGAAGUUAAAGGAUACAUUUUGGGGGGG
This is a messenger RNA of Poecilia latipinna (sailfin molly), 3257 nucleotides long. Its product is annotated as serine/threonine-protein kinase 40. The record is from RefSeq and is a predicted model, not a curated record. Lineage: Eukaryota; Metazoa; Chordata; Actinopteri; Cyprinodontiformes; Poeciliidae. The coding region runs from base 264 to 1574 and encodes 436 amino acids. Gene Ontology annotation, biological process: protein phosphorylation. Gene Ontology annotation, molecular function: protein kinase activity; ATP binding. The transcript has 11 exons.